This is a messenger RNA of Emericellopsis cladophorae, 810 nucleotides long. RefSeq lists its product as uncharacterized. Bases 1 to 810 code for a protein of 269 amino acids. The transcript has 4 exons. Lineage: Eukaryota; Fungi; Ascomycota; Sordariomycetes; Hypocreales; Bionectriaceae. The record is from RefSeq and is a predicted model, not a curated record.
AUGAAGACCGCUGCUUUCGCCCUCUCUGCGUUGGUCGCCGCUGUGGCCGCCCAGGAUUUCUCUGAUCUGACCAGCUGCGCUGCCGAGUGUGGCCGCAGCAUGCUCGACGCCUCCAAGGCUCGCGAGCUUGGCUGUGAGGAUACCGACCUCCUGUGCUUGUGCCAGAACCCCGACUUCACCUACGGUCUACGUGACUGCGCUCGCGAGGCUUGCUCUGGUGAUGACCAGGAAGCCCUGGUCAGUGCUGGCCUGCAGGUGUGCGCCGAGGUCGGCGUUGGGAUCACUACCGGCUCCGAGGGCAACCCUACCAUCACCGCCACUUCUACCGAUGACGCCCUUGUCACCACCAUCACCUCUGAUGGUAGCGCCUGGACUACCUCCACCAUGGAGCCCAGCAACGUGGUUGGCUCGGUCACCUCCGCUUUGGGUGACAUUACUUCUUCUGCUGGCGACGCCGCCAGUUCUGUCAGUGACGCCGCCACCUCUGCUAUGGGAUCCGCCAGCGACGCCGUCACCUCUGCCCUGGGUGAUGCCAGCGACGCCGUCACCUCUGCUCUCGCCUCUGCCAGUGAUGCUGCCAGCUCUGUCAGUGACGCCGUCUCCUCUGCUAUGGAAUCCGCCAGCGACGCCGCAUCUUCUGCUGCCGAGUCUGCCGACCCAUCCGAGACUGAUGGCGGUAACGAGGAUGGCGAUAACGAAGAUGACAACAACGAGGACGGUGGCGAUAACGAGGAUGCUGCUAUGCCUAUGCGCACUGCCGCCCCUGCUGCCAUCCUUGGCGCUGCUGGUCUGGCUAUCCUGAUGCUGUAA